AUGUGGCACCCGCUAGUCCUGUUGUUGCUGCUCCCCUCUGCCUCGGUGUCCCCCUCCACUGCAGCCCCGAUCCGCGAUGGUGACGCCCAGCAGAGCUCCUCGGGUUUCCUAGGUCUCCAGAGUCUACUCCAAGCCUUCACCCGGCUUUUCCUGAAACCCCAAGAUGACCUGCUGUGGGGCAUGGACAGCUUCUUCUCUGCUCCUAUGGACUUCCGGGGCCUCCCUAGGAACUACCACCAAGAAGAGAACCAGAAGCACAGGCUGGGAAACAAAACUCUCUCCAGCCACCUCCAGAUUGACAAGGUGACCAACAACAAGACAGGAGAGGUGCUGAUCUCUGAGAAGGUGGUGGCAUCCAUCGAACCAGGAAAGGGGAGCUUGCAGGGUGACUGGAAGGUACCCAAGAUAGAGGAGAAGGAGGCCCUGGUGCCUGUCCCAAAGGCCGUGGACAGCUUCCACCCAGAACCCCACCCCCGAAUGGCCUUCUGGAUCAUGAAGCUGCCACGGCGGAGGUCCCACCAGGAUGCCCAGGAGAGCGACCACUGGCUCAGUGAGAAGCGACACCGCCUGCAGGCCAUCCGGGAUGGGCUCCGAGAGGGGACCCGCGAGGACGUCCUCAAACAGGGGACCCAGAUCUCUCAUGCCAGGCUGCCUGCCCGCAAGACCCACUUCCUGUAUAUCCUCAGGCCCUCCCAGCAGUUAUAG
Molecule: messenger RNA, 705 nt
Organism: Lipotes vexillifer (Yangtze River dolphin)
Lineage: Eukaryota; Metazoa; Chordata; Mammalia; Artiodactyla; Lipotidae
Gene: DKKL1
Product: dickkopf like acrosomal protein 1
Exons: 4
Coding region: 1-705 (234 amino acids)
Biological process (GO): negative regulation of canonical Wnt signaling pathway
Molecular function (GO): co-receptor binding; receptor antagonist activity
Source: RefSeq, a predicted model, not a curated record